UUUUUGUAUGCCUGUAGUUAUGUAGUGUUAUAUCCUACCCUUUUGUCUCAACAGGAUGGUUCAACGAUAAGCUUCAAGAUCAGGCGCAGGACAAAGUUGGCUAAACUCAUGGAUGCCUACAGGGACAAACAGGGUUUGAGGGGACAGCUGCGUUUUCGAUAUGAUGGCCAGCCAGUAAACGAAGAUGACACACCAGAGACUCUUGAUAUGGAGGAUGAAGACCAGCUUGAGGCAUAUCAAGAGCAGACCGGUGGUAGGGGGUAGGCUUGGACUCAUUUCUGAUGAAUCAUUAGUUCCAGUUGUUCCGCAACCUACAUGUGCAUCUUCACAAGAAUGUCAGAGAGACCAGCA
Lytechinus pictus (painted urchin) is the source of this 351-nucleotide messenger RNA. RefSeq names its product small ubiquitin-related modifier 3-like. The transcript is spliced from 2 exons. The annotation marks the transcript as partial. The record is from RefSeq and is a predicted model, not a curated record. Gene Ontology annotation, molecular function: ubiquitin-like protein ligase binding; protein tag activity. NCBI's taxonomy places the organism in Eukaryota, Metazoa, Echinodermata, Echinoidea, Temnopleuroida, Toxopneustidae. Gene Ontology annotation, biological process: protein sumoylation. Gene Ontology annotation, cellular component: nucleus.